Messenger RNA from Aspergillus melleus, 2940 nucleotides. RefSeq names its product RNA exonuclease. NCBI's taxonomy places the organism in Eukaryota, Fungi, Ascomycota, Eurotiomycetes, Eurotiales, Aspergillaceae. Bases 142 to 2361 code for a protein of 739 amino acids. The record is from RefSeq and is a predicted model, not a curated record. Gene Ontology annotation, molecular function: exonuclease activity; nucleic acid binding. Gene Ontology annotation, cellular component: nucleus. The transcript has a single exon.
GCUUUUGCGCGACCGAUUUUUUGCCUGGAGCCGUCGGAUCAUCCCUGAACGUGCUGUAUGGUCUAGGCGCGACAAGUGCAUUGUAUAGAGUUCUGCUAGAAUUGACCAUCUCUAACCGGCCAUUCAAGCCAUUUCCACCGAAUGGUCGCCGCAAGCCCAGACAUGGGCUCAAAAAAGCGCAAGCGCGGUGGCGCCGAAAAUUCCGAUGAUGAAGACCCGGUCAAAGGCCCCUCGAACACAGACAUUUCAAUUGGAGUAGGGCAGACGUUGUCUCGGCUUCAGUCGACCAAUGGCCCGGCAUCAGACACCGAGUCGGCGGCGCAAGCGCAGAACCGGGGCGAUAUGCCGUCGAAAAGGCCUACCAAAAAACGGGGAAUAGAUGGAGAAAAAACCAAAUACCCGCAGCUCACGUACGUUGAAGGCAAGCUUCAAUCCUCGAUUCGGAUCGCCGACCUACAGAAUCUAUUGCUCUACUGCUUUGCCGAUGGCAUCGCGCCGCAGUGGAUCUCCAUCAAGCACUCGCCUCGUGUCCGGAAAAUCGUGGUUUUGAUGGUUCCGGGUUUGGAAUUGGGUAUGUUCGAUGGGACAAUCCCCCUGCAGGCACUGAAGGACGACAAGGCGGACACCGACGCCCCGGAGCAGGGGGGCGCGAUGGAUACAGAGGAAACGGAGCAGGAUCCCAGACAGGCCGACUUUCAACGGUGGAAACAGGGACUUCCUCCGCAGGAUCGAUCGAGUCAGUUUAAUCCCCGCGCCUUGUCGCGCGACAGCCUACCGGAGCCGCUGCAUCCCUUGGCCGAAUUGUUCCCUCAUGUCUGGCCGGUAAAAGCUCCCGGGGAUUCCAAAUACAACCGAGUACAUUCUCCGCUCCAGGCAAUUUUGCUGUCCGCUCUACCGAAAAACAAGGAAAGCAACGGUACCAAGGGCCCGAAGCAGGCGAAGAUGGACAAGAGCUUUCAGCCUAAACGAACGCCUAUUACCAAUUUUAUUAGUACUCUCGAGGACCUCCGUGAAAAUGACUACCCUCUCCACCCGGCUCUCUUUGCGACAGAAAGUGAGAAGGCUGAGCUGGCUGAGAAUCGCAAACGGCUCGGCCAGUCCGCUGAGGAUGGAUGGGUAAACACCGACGUUAACAGCCUUGAAGAGGGCAACGUGCCCGAAGCAGAGAUUCAGCAGGGAAGUAUGACAGCUGGCCGGGAGGUCCUGGCUAUGGACUGUGAGAUGUGUGUCACGGAAGGCGGCAAUUCCGAACUCACGCGCAUUAGCUUGAUCCGCUGGGACGGUGAAGUCGUGCUCGACGAGCUCGUGAAACCGCAGCUACCUGUGAUUGACUACCUUACCCGAUUUUCUGGAAUCACGAAAGAAAAGUUGGAUCCUGUCACAACCACCCUUGCCGACAUCCAGCAAAAGCUUCUCUCAAUCCUUACCCCACGCACGAUUCUUGUCGGCCACUCCCUGAACUCCGAUCUGACCGCCCUUAAACUCACUCAUCCCUUCAUCGUCGACACCACAUUCAUCUACCCGCACCCUCGCGGGCCACCGCUGAAAUGCAGCCUAAAAUGGCUCUGUCAGAAAUACCUCGGCAAGGAGAUCCAAAAAGGCCAAACGGGCCACGACUCCAUCGAAGACUCCGUCGCCGUGCUUGACCUCGUCAAACAGAAAUGCGAGAAAGGCGAACGAUGGGGCACCAGCGAGGCCUCAAACGAGAGCAUCUUCAAGCGUCUUGCGCGCUCUGCCCGGCCUGGAAAGUCCUCCACGGGCAACGACGCCGGCCGCACCGGCGCCGUGGUCGACUGGGGCAGUCCCGAACGCGGCUUCGGAUCGCAGGCGACGGUCGCGAUCGGAUGCAGCGACGACGAGGAAGUCGCGCGUGGAAUCUCCUCUGUCGUGAACGGUGACGCCUCUAACGCCUCCAUUCCGGGUGACGGCGUCGAUUUCACCUGGGGACGCAUGCGCGAGCUCGAAAUGCACCGCGGCUGGUGCAACCGCAUGCCCGAUCCCAACAAGGCCAACGAAUCCACCACCCUGAACCCUCCCCCCGAAGAAACCACGCCCACCACCGGCCCAAUUUCCACAGAUGACCCGCAGGGUCUCUCGGACAUGGUGGCGCGCACGACCUCAAACAUCCGCCGCGUCUACGACUCUCUGCCCCCUUGCACUUUGUUCGUCGUGUACUCGGGCACCGGGGACCCGCGCGAAGUCAGCCGUUUGCAGGCUAUGCAUAAGACAUUCCGCGACGAAUACCAAUCCCGGAAGCCGUGGGACGAGUUGAGUGUGAAAUGGACGGAUACGGAAGAGCAGGCGUUAAAGAAAGCGUGCGAGAGGGCUCGAGCGGGAUGUGGGUUUAUGUGUGUGAAAUAGACGAAGAACCCACGCCUAGCACCGGCUUAGGCACCACCGAUGACCUGCAGGAUCUCUCGGACAUGGUGGCAUGCACGAUCUCGAACAUCGAGCAUGUCUACACCUCUCUGCCCCCCUGCACCUUAUUCGUCGUAUACUCAGGCACCGGGGAGACUCACGCGAAGUCAGCCGUCUGCAGGCCAUGCAUAAGAUAUUUUGCGACGAGUGCUCAUGCGGGAUGUUUAAACAGAAAGGCGAGAAAGGCGAACGAUGGGGCACCAGCGAGACCUCAAACAAGAGCAUCUUCAAGCGUCUCGCGUGCUCCGAGCAUAUUUCGAUUAUCUCUUGUAACUAGAAGAAGCCCGAUGUAUGUAUGUAUGUAUGUCUUUGACAAGCAUCUUGGACAGUGCAACUGCGCGCCCUAUUCACUUUAUUCAACAGCCACUUGAACUAUCAUCUUCUUACUUUCUUAUAUAAAAUAAGACCUACCAAUGGGGGUAGUAAGCUGACGCAUAAUAGCAAGUCUACGCAUAAUAGGUUGACGUGUAGAGUAAGUUCAGACGUAGUAGUAAGGUUACGUAUACAGCGAGUCCACACAUA